Messenger RNA from Hibiscus syriacus, 552 nucleotides. RefSeq lists its product as uncharacterized. The transcript has a single exon. Bases 1 to 552 code for a protein of 183 amino acids. The record is from RefSeq and is a predicted model, not a curated record. NCBI's taxonomy places the organism in Eukaryota, Viridiplantae, Streptophyta, Magnoliopsida, Malvales, Malvaceae.
AUGGAUAAAUCCAGUCAUGUGGUAACGCCUAUGAUUCUAAGCAAGUUGCAACCUAAUGUUGGUGAACUUCUAUGUGAUGCUAGGGAGUGUCAUAGCAUUGUUGGAGCAUUGUUAUAUGUGUGUCACACUCGACCUGAUAUCACCUUCAGUAUGAAUCAAGUAGCCCAGUACAUGCAUGCACGACGUCAGGGUCAUCUUGUUGUUGUUAAACGCAUACUUCGUUAUCUUGUAAGCACACUCGAUUAUGGGUUGGUGUUAUCUCCCUAUGGUGUUAAUGUGAAGGUGGUGGCGUUUGUUUAUGCGGAUUGGGGUGGUAAUCCUGAUGAUAGAAAGUUAAUUUAUGGACAUUGUGUAUUUGUGGGAGAUAAUCUUGUGUCCUGGGCUUCUAAGAAACAGAAGACGGUUUCAAGUUCCACCAUGGAGGUCGAAUAUCGCAGUGUAGAUGAUGCAACAGCAAAGGUGACUUGGGUUGAUGUAGUUCUUUCAGAUAUGGGGAUUGUACGGCAAGGGUGCCGGUUAUUUGGUGUGAUAACAGUGGUGUUGUGGCUAUGA